AGCACAUUCUCCGCGAACCAAACUGGCCAAGAUACUGGCUGCUGAAAUGGACUAAUAGACGGAAUGUCACUGGGAUGGUAUGAUUUUCGCUCAGCUCAAAACACAAACAAUUGUACAAGCGUCUGAAAAAAAGCAUGUAUUUUGAUGGCUGGUUUACAUCUAACUACUUUAUUGGCCACUCUAGGUCGUCACGUCUGACUCAAACAAAGCAAAAUUGCUCACGCAUACAUGCUUCUGCAUAUCUGUCAUCUUUUAACCUACUAGUCCAUCUUUCAAUUCAAGCGGCAAAGCGUGAAUAUUUCAUAUUGCCCACCAAAAGCUGGAGCUGUUUAUAUGACCACCCGUACCGGCUCGUAGGAGGAGUCGACAAACGGACAUUGGCAUGCAGUUCAGGUGGCUUUGAACUGACCUGCGGUGCAAACAUAUCAGGCAAGCAUUGUUCACCCCAUUCAAGUGGAAAUGCGAAUUUUGCAGUGUUCCUUUGUCGAAACACUGGGUCGGAUAGUGCAUUCAGUGACCAGCUGUACUGCAUCUGCUAUUUACUCUUGCCAUUCUUGCUUCGCUCUGCACAUCUUUCGGCUACUCAGAGGUUCAUAAGCACUUGUAUUUAACUCUUCUAGACCAUUACUUUGCAACCAGUCUUCUUAGUAUAUCCUAUUUACAAACAUGGCGACCAAGCAUGCUGUAUUUGCCCUCAC
Molecule: messenger RNA, 698 nt
Organism: Linderina pennispora
Lineage: Eukaryota; Fungi; Kickxellomycota; Kickxellomycetes; Kickxellales; Kickxellaceae
Exons: 1
Coding region: 135-611 (158 amino acids)
Source: RefSeq, a predicted model, not a curated record